CCCACUAAUCAGUUGUGUUCUCGCUCCAGACGAGUGCAGACGUGAGUGCUUAAAAGCGUUUUGAGUGGGACUGGCCAUAUACGUUUGUCGUGAAUAAAGCUUAAUUUUUUAUUGCCUCCAAAGUCGCUAACUCUGGAAAACAAAUAUGAUGAAAAAUUCAGAAACGCCAAUCUGUGACUUGGGAUUUGGUGUUAAGCAAGAAUCAGCCCAGCCGGAGGCUCUGAAGAAAGCUGUACAUACCCGAAGACGUUCCUCAGCAGCAUCAACAUGCUCAUUUAGUUCAGCUUGUUUCACUGGAAGUUCUGAUGAGGAGGAAAUUUCGCCGCGUGACAAGACACAGCGUAGCACUACGGGUUUCACCGAUUUCUGCGUUAAAAAUAUUAACGCUCAAUAUGCAUUUGGCCGUAGGGAAAUCGAUAUAGCCGAACAGGAAAUGCCAGGAAUUAUGACUUUGAGAAAGAGGGCACGCGAGGAUAAACCUUUGAGGAAUGCGAAAAUUGUUGGUUGCACCCAUAUCAAUGCCCAGACUGCGGUACUCAUUGAAACGCUUGUAGAAUUGGGAGCAUCAGUGCGCUGGGCAGCUUGCAAUAUUUACUCGACACAGAAUGCUGUGGCUGCUGCCUUGGCCGAAGCUGGCAUACCCAUUUAUGCUUGGCGCGGUGAAACCGAAGAAGAUUUCUGGUGGUGUUUGGAUAAGUGUAUCAGUGCCAAUAAUUGGCAACCCAAUUUGAUACUCGAUGAUGGAGGUGAUGCCACUCACUUGAUGUGGAAAAAAUAUCCUGAACUAUUUAAGGAAAUCAAAGGCAUUGUGGAAGAAAGUCUGACUGGAGUUCAUCGCCUUUACCAUAUGUCAAAAAAUGGCAAAUUGACUGUGCCAGCCAUAAACGUAAAUGACUCGGUGACAAAAAUGAAAUUCGAUAACUUUUACAGUAUGCAGGAUGCUAUAUUAGAUAGCCUUAAACGUACUACGGACAUUAUGUUUGGAGGCAAACAAGUAGUUGUUUGUGGCUAUGGUGAUGUGGGAAAGGGUUGCGCCAAAAGUCUUAAGGCCCAAGGAUGCAUUGUAUAUGUUACAGAGAUUGAUCCAAUUUGCGCACUGCAAGCAAGCAUGGAUGGUCAUCGCGUUGUAACAUUAAAUGAAGUGAUUCGUAGUGUUGAUGUUGUUGUUACAGCAACUGGAAAUAAAAAUGUUGUCACUCGAGAGCAUAUGGAUCGCAUGAAAAAUGGAUGUAUUGUCUGCAAUAUGGGACAUUCCAAUUCAGAAAUCGAUGUGAAUAGCAUACAUACCCCUGAAUUGAGGUGGGAAACUGUUAGGUCGCAGGUCGAUCACAUUAUCUGGCCAGAUGGCCGCAUGAUUAUCCUCCUGGCCGAGGGAAGGUUGGUCAAUAUGUCUUGCUCAACAGUUCCAUCGUUUGUGGUAUCUGUGGCUGCUGCCACACAAGCCCUUGCUCUAAUUGAGCUCUAUAAUGCCGUCCAGGGACGUUAUAAAUCUGAUGUUUAUCUGCUACCAAAGAAAAUGGACGAAUAUGUGGCCAGUUUACAUUUGCCCACCUUUGAUGCCCAUCUAACGGAGCUGUCCGAUGAACAAGCCAAAUAUUUGGGUCUUAACAGAUCUGGUCCAUUCAAGCCAAAUUACUAUAGAUAUUAGUAUAUGUAUGCAAUUAAUUUCCUUAAACGUAUUAUUGUUAUGCUUAUUACAUUCACAAAUUAUUUUAAUCAGUAUUCUUAUGAUUUAAAUUUGAAUAAUUACCUUAUUUGUAUUUUACUUUGAGAAAAAGUUGUAGACAACAAUUCCCAGGUGGAUACUAGAAAAACAAAAUAAAAAUUUCCCUAAAUUGUCAUCAAAA
Molecule: messenger RNA, 1847 nt
Organism: Stomoxys calcitrans (stable fly)
Lineage: Eukaryota; Metazoa; Arthropoda; Insecta; Diptera; Muscidae
Product: adenosylhomocysteinase-like 2
Exons: 9
Coding region: 146-1648 (500 amino acids)
Biological process (GO): L-methionine cycle
Cellular component (GO): cytosol
Source: RefSeq, a predicted model, not a curated record